AUGUCUAUUAUCCAGCAAGUUUCCAAUGCCAGCCUAAGUGACAAUUGGCGUACGAUCAACGUCGAUGCUCUCGACCCUGAUUCUUCCACAAACUUCGAUAUUUCCACCCUGACAGCACAAUUUCCUCCUGUCUCCGACUCCGACAUCCGCACUCUUGCCCAACAGGUACGACAAUUACUUCGAGGAGGUGAUCCAGAGGGUGCUUUGAGGGGUGCCCUCGAAAAUUCACCAUAUGGAAGUAGUGAACAGGUCAAGGAGCUUCAUUUAGCAACUGUGAUCGAGGUAUUGCAAAGUAUUAAGGCGAGCGAAAUGACACCAUUAUUGAAGAAGAUUAUGGCUACAGAGGGCGGUGGAGAUAUCUUGGAUUGCUUGAUGAAAUACUUAUAUAAGGGCAUGGAAUCCAAAACCGCAAAUGCAAACACGAGCAAGCUUACCCCACAAAGUACGGGCGGAUUCUCACAAGUUGGAGGUGGUAGACCUGGGGCGCAAAAUGAAAACAGCGGUUCAUCGAUGAGUGUGCUACUCAGUUGGCAUGAGAAAGUCGUAGAAGUUGCGGGGCUCGGAUGUGUAGGAAGGUGUUAUGAUGAUAUGGGGUCGAAAGAGAAGCGUAGCACAAGGGACGUCGAGAAUGUGAGGUCGGGAAGAUGGAAUACUACAUGCCCGAGAGACGGAAGCCCCGAGUAUCGAAUCGGAGAUGGGCAAUGA
Messenger RNA from Sclerotinia borealis F-4128, 705 nucleotides. NCBI's taxonomy places the organism in Eukaryota, Fungi, Ascomycota, Leotiomycetes, Helotiales, Sclerotiniaceae. The record is from the annotation of a GenBank genome assembly.